Messenger RNA from Lactuca saligna, 1670 nucleotides. The record is from the annotation of a GenBank genome assembly. NCBI's taxonomy places the organism in Eukaryota, Viridiplantae, Streptophyta, Magnoliopsida, Asterales, Asteraceae.
CCCAUUAUUUUUAUAAAAUCGACAACUUUUGAGCGCCAAACAUGGAAUGGAAAUGAAAAUGCAGUUACCAAACUAUGAGAAAACCAUGCCAAUUUCUUCGCAUCAAUGCAACCCCUUUCACCAUGUCUAUGUGAGAGAAUGAACACGGUCCAAAUUUUCUUGAUGGAGAGAGAUUGGAUUGGUUCUUCGCUCUAAUCUUUGUAAGAAAAGAUUGAAAAACACCAAUAAAAAAAUGGCGCAGGCACAACCAGAAGAAAAAUUGCAGGAAAUAAGAGACAAAGAAGCAUCCAGGAAGGAAGAAAAAAGGGAAAUUUCCAGUUCUCCUUCUUUUAAAUUCAAUGCACACGCCCCUGAAUUCGUCCCUAGUUCGCACACCCAGAUUCCGGUUUCCGGUUAUUUUUAUCCAUGCUUUAACUAUCUAGGUGUCAGCGGGAACGACGGCGGUGGUUCCGGUGAAUGGGUUUAUGUUGGUGGCAGCGAUCAAGAUCAACAAGUGCAGUUUUUCUCCAAUCCAGAUGUUGUGAUCCCCAACUAUUCGAAGAAUGUCCUCACCGAGGAUCUUCAACAAAAAAUCAUCAAACAGGUGGAGUAUCAAUUUAGUGGCCUGAGCCUGCUUGCAAACGAAUCCCUGGUGAAACACAUUAACAAGGACCCUGAAGGCUAUGUUCCUAUAUCUGUUAUUGCAUCUAUGAAGAAAAUCAAAUCUUGCAUUACAAAUAAUCAUCUUCUUGCUCAAGCUCUUUGCUCAUCUUCAAAGUUGGUUGUAAGCAAUGAUGGCAAAAAAGUUAGGCGUAAACACCCCUUCACGGAAAAAGACAAAGAAGAGCUUCAGUCUCGCACCGUGGUUGCAGAGAAUCUUCCUGAAGACCAUUCUCAUCAAAAUCUUGAGAAAAUCUUUAAUGUCGUGAGAAGUGUGAAAGCCAUACGUAUUUGCCAUCCACCAGAGCCUAAUUCCUCACGUUCUAGAGGUGAUUAUGUUUUUAGCAACAAGCUUCAUGCUUUGGUAGAGUACGAAACUGCAGAAAUGGCUGAGAAAGCGGUUGAAAAGUUGAAUGACGAAAGGAAUUGGCGAAAAGGGCUAAGAGUUAGGUUGCUGCUUCGUCGUUCUCCAAAGUCUGUAUUAAAGAGCAGGAAGUCAGAGUUUGAUGGAAUACUUGACGAUGAUAAUGAUGAACUAUUCGAUACGCCUGAAGAAUCCUCUCCAACUAUCUUCACUGAAACUGUUGUCGAUAAUAACGUUGAAGAGGGUUCGAAGAAAGGAUGGGCACGAUUACGUGGGAAGUCAAAGAUACGAACGCCGACACAUAACGGACGUGGGGUUCUUUCAGGGUCACCACAAUCAAGUGGGUCGGCCCAUUCCGAAACAUCAUCACCUAAGUUGAGUCCAAAAGGGCCAAGAAUGCCAGAUGGAACAAGGGGUUUUACCAUGGGAAGAGGGAAGCCAAUGUCUCCUCAUGCUCUAACUAGCACACCAUAAGUGUUGUUUUAAAUUUUGUAAGGUUAGCUCUAUAUAGUUCAUGCUAGUUUUUUUAUUCCCCAAACAUCAAACUAUAGGAGGAGUUUUAUUUUUAUUUUUAUGUUUUUAUUUGUUUUGUAUUUUGUAAUAAUUUGCUGUUUUGAUGAAUUCCUUUUGUAUAUUUAUGAUUUAAGAGUGUGAUUGUGUUUGUUGC